UGUCAUUUCGUAUCGUACAAUUCCUUUGUUGUGGGAUCAUUUACCCGCGAGGGGUAAUGAGAAGAAUUAUAAAAUGGAUUGCAAACUAUGCCUAGAUCUCGGAUAAAUGGAAAUUUUAUUGAUAAAACCUCUUCAAUUGUAGCCAAUAUCUUAUUACGAAUAAUUCCGACAACUUCGGGAGAAAAAGAGGCAUUUACCUAUUACAGAGAUGGGAUGUCAGCUCAAUCUGAAGGAAAUUAUGCGGAAGCUUUACAGAAUUAUUAUGAAGCUAUGCGACCAGAAAUUGAUCCCUACGAUCGAAGUUAUAUACUCUAUAAUAUAGGCCUUAUACACACAAGUAACGGAGAACAUACGAAGGCUUUGGAAUAUUAUUUCCGAGCACUAGAACGAAAUCCAUUCUUACCACAAGCUUCUAAUAAUAUGGCCGUGAUCUGCCAUUACGUAGGCCAUUCGACAGGAGAUUCAGAAAUUGCGGGCUGGUUCGAUCAAGCUGCUGAGUAUUGGAAACAAGCCAUAGCGCUUACUCCAGGUAAUUAUAUUGAAGCACAGAAUUGGUUGAAGAUCACAGGGCGGUUCGAAUAA
Molecule: messenger RNA, 582 nt
Organism: Nymphaea colorata (pocket water lily)
Lineage: Eukaryota; Viridiplantae; Streptophyta; Magnoliopsida; Nymphaeales; Nymphaeaceae
Product: photosystem I assembly protein Ycf3-like
Molecular function (GO): protein binding
Source: RefSeq, a predicted model, not a curated record